Molecule: messenger RNA, 619 nt
Organism: Culex quinquefasciatus (southern house mosquito)
Lineage: Eukaryota; Metazoa; Arthropoda; Insecta; Diptera; Culicidae
Product: protein Asterix
Exons: 3
Coding region: 113-439 (108 amino acids)
Biological process (GO): protein insertion into ER membrane
Cellular component (GO): endoplasmic reticulum membrane
Molecular function (GO): protein folding chaperone
Source: RefSeq, a predicted model, not a curated record
UCAGCUGUUCUGUCAGUCAAAGUGCACAAAUUGCUCCCUCGGGUCAACAUCGCGAUUUUAUAAAUUUGAAAAUAUCUUUUUUCAAUCGUACUUCCUCAAAUUUAAAGCGAGAAUGACUGCCACCGUGGACCCCCGCCGACCGGACAAGGUGAACCGCUACAAGCCGGUGGAUUCCGGAAACCAGGCCGGCGUUGGUGACGACCUGAUGCCGGACUACAUGAACAUUCUGGGAAUGAUAUUCUCAAUGUGUGGCUUGAUGAUGAAACUGAAAUGGUGCGCAUGGUUGGCCCUUUACUGUUCGUGCAUCAGCUUUGCCAACUCGCGGGUCAGUGAUGACGCCAAACAGGUACUGUCGUCGUUUAUGCUCAGUGUAAGCGCCGUUGUCAUGUCCUACCUGCAGAAUCCGACCCCGAUGACGCCACCGUGGCAGUCGAUAUAGGAAGGCUGGGGCACAAAAUAGAAACUAGCACAAUUAACUCAGUGGGUUUUUUUUUUUCUUUUUUUCUUUCUUGUGAGGUUUUAAAUGACAAGUGUACCAUUAAUUUGAAUGUUGCAUUUCUGGUUUGGAGAAUUCUUACCAAUUAUUUUAUUGCAAUAAAUGAGAAUACUUGAUCGUGGA